Messenger RNA from Purpureocillium takamizusanense, 4397 nucleotides. RefSeq names its product protein transport protein S31 (gene SEC31). Gene Ontology annotation, molecular function: structural molecule activity; protein binding. The transcript has 3 exons. The record is from RefSeq and is a predicted model, not a curated record. Gene Ontology annotation, biological process: COPII-coated vesicle cargo loading; intracellular protein transport; endoplasmic reticulum organization. NCBI's taxonomy places the organism in Eukaryota, Fungi, Ascomycota, Sordariomycetes, Hypocreales, Ophiocordycipitaceae. The coding region runs from base 245 to 3985 and encodes 1246 amino acids. Gene Ontology annotation, cellular component: endoplasmic reticulum exit site; COPII vesicle coat.
CUGGCAUCAUACCGUGCGUGCCCCGGGUCACACCAAGCCAGAUCCGCGUUGCUUCUUCCACCACGACGGCUUUUCCUCCCCUUUUGCUACCCGAAGCUGCGGGCUGCCUCUCCGAAUCUCGCCCAUGUUCAGCCCUGGCAAUUAGACGUUGAUCUGCCUCACAUUUCUUGUCCCAACGAACCCACCACCAGGCCAAUCCGUCUCGGCGCCCGUCAGGACGUGUCGGUAACCCACCCCCGCCAUCAUGGUGCGCCUUCGCGAAGUGCCCCGAACGGCCACCUUUGCCUGGUCGCCGGGCGCAGGCAAACCUCUACUGGUCACGGGCACGCGUGCCGGUGCUGUAGAUGCCGAUUUCUCUGACGAGAGCAAGCUCGAGCUCUGGGACCUGUCCCUGGACGACCAGGGCCAAGGCCUGGAGCUUCAGCCAGUGGCGAGCAUCACCACUGACGCCAAGUUCUACGACAUUGCCUGGGGACCUGCCGACUCCGACCACCCCAAGGGCAUCAUUGCCGGCGCGCUCGAGAAUGGUUCCCUUGACCUCUGGGAUGCCGCGAAGCUGGAAGCUGGAGCCUCCGACGCCCUGAUUUCCCAGACAUCCAAGCACACGGGGCCAAUCAAGGCACUGCAGUUCAACCCUCUGAAGCCACAAAUUCUUGCCACCGCGGGUGCCAAAGGCGAGCUGUUCAUCUACGAUGUGAACGACAUUUCGAACCCGUUCCGUCUCGGCAACCCAGCAGCUCGCGCAGACGAUAUCGAAUGCCUGGCUUGGAACCGAAAAGUCUCCCACAUUCUGGCAACUGGAGGACAAAGCGGCUUUGUGACUGUGUGGGAUUUGAAGACGAAGAAGGCAUCCCUCACGCUCAACAACAGUCGGAGACCUGUGAGCGCCAUUGCUUGGGACCCGAACAACUCCACUAAGCUUUUGACGGCAACCCCUGACGACACCACCCCGGUCAUCUUGCUGUGGGAUUUGCGCAACUCCAAUGCGCCGGAGAAGACCCUUCAGGGGCACGAGCAGGGAGUCCUCUCGCUGUCUUGGUGCUCCCAGGAUAGUGACAUCCUGCUCUCGUCCGGCAAGGACAACCGCACACUUGUCUGGAAUCCGCAAACGGGGGAACGUCUCGGGGAGCUCCCUGAAAUGACCAACUGGAUCUUCCAAGCUCAGUUUAAUCCGCACAACCCCAACCUGUCCGCCUCUGCCAGCUUUGAUGGCAAAAUCACCAUCCAGACGCUGCAAAACACCAACCCAGACACCGCCAAGACCCAGGCGGAUAAAAGCUUGGACGGAGAGGACUUCUUUAGAGCAGCGCAGACUCAGCCCCAAGGCGCGUCUUUCACUUUGAACAAGGCACCGAAAUGGCUUGAGCGACCAAUCGGCGCCUCCUUUGGCUUUGGUGGUAAGGUUGUCAUCUUCAAGGCCCUGCCUUCGCAACCAGGGCAGAAGCGCAGCUCCAAGGUCACAAUCUCGCAGUUUUCUAUCGACUCUGCGGUGUCAGCUGCCACUGAGAAGUUCCAAGAGGCUCUUGCAACUGGCGACCUGACGGCAAUCUGCGAGGAUCGGUUGCAAGAAGCUAAGACGGAAGAAGAGAAGGCAGACUGGAAGGUCAUGGAGACGCUUGUUGGUGACAACCCUCGCGGCAAGAUCAUCGAGUACCUUGGCUUUAAGGAGGAUGAGCUUGCCACCAACGGCACAACCAAGGAGGCGCCUGCGAAUGGCGAGAAUGAGGCUGAGGCUAAAUCUGUGGAAGCCCCCGUGAAGGAAAAAUCUGACUUCUGGGCCGGUGAUGAUGGCGAUGGCGAUGGCGAUGACUUCCUCUCCGGGGUGGCCGCGACGAAGGGAGCCAAGACCGACAAUCCGUUCCACCUUUUCAGCGACAGCGAUACCUCUGUCGAGAAGUCCAUUACCAGGGCCCUGAUGCUGGGCAACUUCGCCAAGGCCAGCGACAUUUGCCUUGCCGAGGAGCGUAUCGCCGACGCCUUCUUGAUCGCCAACUGCGGCGGCCAGGAACUGGUGGACAAGGUUCAGGCUGCGUACCUCGCCAAGAAGAGCGGCAUGCCCAGCUACAUGCGUCUCCUUGGCUCUGUCAUCGGCAAGAACCUCUGGGACAUCGUGUACAACGCGAACCUGGAGAACUGGAAGGAGACCAUGGCGAUUCUUUGCACCUUUUCUGACCCACAAGAGUUCCCAGACCUUUGCGAAGCUCUCGGCGACCGCAUCGGCGAGGCCGGCCAGAGGAAGGAUGCCUCAUUCUGCUACCUUGUCGGGUCCAAGUUGGAGAAGGUCGUCGACAUCUGGGUGACUGAACUGGAGGAAGAGGAGCAAGCUGGUAUGAAGCAGACCUCAGACGACUCUACUUUCUCCGUGCACGCCAGAUCGCUCCAGAACUUUAUCGAGAAGGUCACCGUCUUCCGGCAGGUGACGAAGUUCCAAGACACUGAGCAGAGCAAGGACUCCGACUGGAAGCUGGCGACACUGUAUGACAAGUAUACAGAGUACGCCGAUAUCCUUGCCGGACACGGUCAGCUGGAAGUCGCUCAGAAAUACCUGGACCUGCUUCCCACCAAGUACGCCGCGGCCGAGAUUGCCAGGAGCCGGGUACAGAUGGCAACAAAGAAGCCUGCUGCCCAGCCCGCCAUUGGACGACAGUCAGCGACGUCCAACGUCGCAACGUCGAGAAUGCAGCCGACCUAUGGCUACCAGGCGCCGCAGGCUGGUCUUGGACCUAGCAUUCCCCAGCCGAGCCCCUUUGUCGGCCUGAGCCAAACCCACAGCCCGGCGCCGCAACCGCAGCAGCAACAGUACAUGGCACCUCAGAAUCCGUAUCAACCCCAGGGUGGCUACCAGCCUCAAUAUCAGACCGGAUAUCCCAACAUGGGCCAUCAGCCUCCCCCGAUGGGCGGGCCUCCUCCGAGAAACUCCACGCCGUCCCAGCCCCCUCCUUCUCAAUCCAAGAAGAUGGAUGUCUGGAACGACGUCCCUGUGGUGACAAAGGCCGUUCCGCGCAGGCCGACGCCCAGCUCGGCUCCCAUCACUUCGCCAUUCCCCGGGCAGCAAAGCCCAUCGGGCCCCCCAUCAGCUCCCCCAUCAUCCACUCCCUAUGGACAACGACCAAGCCCGCCGCCGCCACCCCCUAAGGGUCCGGCGCCGCCCCGGGUGCAGUCUCCAUUGGCCGGUCCUCCCCAGUCUUUCCAGGCCCCGCCGCCGCGGCCGUCCUCCAGCGCGGCCAACCAGUACGCGCCGCCUCCGCCAGCGGCAGGCGCUCCGACGCCGCAUAUGCCGCAGACGGUGCCUCGAACGGCCUCGCCGUACAAUGCCCCUCCGUCGGGUGCACCGCCCUCCAACAGAUACGCACCAGCCCCAUCGAUGCAACCGCAACAACCUAGUCAACCCCCGAUGGGAACGAUGCCACCGCCUCCAGGUCCCGCCAGCCGCCCGCCCCCCGCGAACCCGUAUGGACCUCCGCCAACGCAGGCCACCCCCCAGGGACAGUAUGCGCCAUCCCCGUACGCGGCGCCCCAAAGCCAGCCCUCGGCGCCUCCCCAAGGACCGCCACCGACCGGGCCACCACCAAUGGGCAGCGGGGCAACCCCUACUCCGCCGCCGCCCAAGGCUGCCGCACCGCCUACAAAGGCUAAGCACCCGCCCGGUGAUCGCUCGCACAUCCCUGCGAACGCUCAGGGGCUUGUCGAUAUACUUAGCCAGGACAUGCAGCGGGUUGCAUCCAAGGCUCCCGCCACAUUUGCACCGCAAGUGAAGGACACGCAGAAGCGGCUGAAUCUGCUGUUCGAUCACUUGAACAACGAGGAGCUUGUCCAAGCGGCGACCAUUGAUCAACUUUCUCAGCUUGCGCAGGCUAUCCAGUCAAAGGACUACGCGACGGCUCAGAAGAUCCAGCUGGACAUUCAGCGCGACAAGACGGAGGAGUGCGGAAACUGGAUGGUGGGCGUGAAGCGACUGAUCAGCAUGAGCAAGGCAACGCCUUGAUUUGUUACUUGAUGCAAGCAGUUAAAUACUGGAGGAGGCAAAAGACGAUCUGACGAAUGAUGUACAGGUGAAGGGGGCCUUGGGGGAUAGAAGCAUGGUCAAGGUAGUUGAAGCAGAAAAGCCAUGAAUGAAAGAGCAAGGGAUGUUUAAACUGAUUCCUGCGGUGGAUCCAACAUCAAGCACUGAAGGGACGCCGAAAUAGGCUGCUCCAUUGGCCGUGCCAGAUCAGGCGAGCAUGCCCAUUGCGGCCCUCUCUUCCAAGAGGCCAGGUUGGACUUGGUGCCUAUAAGGACGCAUCGGACUGAGGCAGGCGGCAUAUUUCGCACCGCUGGGUUGAGUCACAGUGGUCUGGCCUCGGAUUGAUAUUGUAGUUGCGCGAAGAUAGGCACAAUUCGCAGUUGGUCGAUGUGAG